GGAGUGAAGAAUUCUCUCUCAGAUCUGAAGAAGAGACUGGAGGAAUUCUGUGAGGAGGAAUUCAACAAAAUCCCUCCACAUGCUGCAGCAGUUCAGAUCAUUUCACCACCAGAUCCACAGAACAGAGAAGAGUUUCUGAAAUGUAUAACACACACACACACACACACACACACACACACACACACACACACACACACACACACACACACAAAAUCACACACAUAAACACACUUCAUAUGAAUAUACAGUAUUCUGUGAAUUAAACCCAACAUGUUCACAUUGUUCAGUUUGUUUUUCUCUUUUAUUUUAGAUUUCUGUUCUCUGACUCUGGAUCCCAACACGUCACAUCGUAACCUCAUUCUGUCUGAGGAGAACAGAGCAGUGACAGUCAGUGAGAGAGAGCAGCAGUACUCUGAUCAUCCAGAGAGAUUUGACUCCUUGUGGCAGGUGUUGUGUAAGGAGAGUGUGUGUGGACGCUGUUACUGGGAGGUGGAGUGGAGCGGUGAUGGUAUUGUGUCCAUAUCAGUCUCAUAUAAAGACAUCGGGAGGAAAGGUCGGGGUGAUGAGUGUGGGUUUGGACGCAACAAACAGUCCUGGAGUCUGGAAUGUUCUUCUUCUUCUCUCUCUUUCUAUCACAACAACAUUAAGACUGAUCUCAGUGGUCCAUCAUCCUCCAGAAUAGGAGUGUAUGUGGAUCACAGUGCAGGAACUCUGUCCUUCUACAGCGUCUCUGACACCAUGAAGCUCCUCCACAGAGUCCACACCACAUUCACUCAGCCUCUAUACGCUGGGUUCAGGCUCUACAGGUGGUUUGGUUUUCCAUUUAUUAUAUUGUCUGAUCUAAAAUAAUGUGUGUAGUGUUUUGUGUAACAUUCCUCCACACCAUCAUCUGUUUAACACACAAUCCAGCUGCACAAAAAACAUUUUCAUUGUAAAUUAAAACAGAUUCAUCCUGGAUGAUGAACCAUAUCAGAACCAUAUAAAUCCAAGUUUGUGUUAAAUAUUAUGACCAAAGUUUUGAAAAUAAAAGAUCAGACCACAGAAGAACGGUGUGAA
This is a messenger RNA of Tachysurus vachellii, 1056 nucleotides long. Its product is annotated as stonustoxin subunit beta-like. The record is from RefSeq and is a predicted model, not a curated record. Bases 271 to 849 code for a protein of 192 amino acids. Gene Ontology annotation, molecular function: protein binding. NCBI's taxonomy places the organism in Eukaryota, Metazoa, Chordata, Actinopteri, Siluriformes, Bagridae. The transcript is spliced from 2 exons.